CAGCUGUGAAAACUACCGCAAAUUAACUAUGUCAGUUUUGUCAGUUACCCUCAUUCCGGCAACAGUCUGAUUUUCGAUUCGUGAAAACUUUGAAAUGUCUGGCCACAAAGUAACGAUAACCGAAACUUCCGGCGAUUUAUUCGCAGCUCCAAAGGAAUAUUCUAUCGGUCAUUGUGUGUCAGCAGAUUUACGAAUGGGAAAAGGAAUUGCUGUUAAAUUUCGCGAUACCUUUGGUCAAAUUCAAAAAUUAAAGAAUCAAAAUGCACAAACUGGCGGCCUGGCAGUGCUUAAAGAUGAUAAGAGAUUCAUUUAUUAUAUGGUUACGAAAGCGACGUUCUACCAGAAACCCACCUACCAAAGCAUGUAUUCGUCGUUAACAGCGGUUAAAGAUCAUAUGAAAUUGAACAACGUCACAAAACUUGCUAUACCGAAAAUUGGUUGCGGCUUGGAUGGUCUGAACUGGGAUAAAGUUAAGGAUCAAUUGUAUGAAGUGUUUUCAGAGGAAGCAUUCGAUAUUGUUGUUUACAAUUUUGUGGCGAAAAAAUAAAAUGGUUUUUGUAAUCUA
Molecule: messenger RNA, 565 nt
Organism: Bradysia coprophila
Lineage: Eukaryota; Metazoa; Arthropoda; Insecta; Diptera; Sciaridae
Gene: Targ3
Product: Terminal ADP-ribose protein glycohydrolase 3
Biological process (GO): peptidyl-glutamate ADP-deribosylation
Source: RefSeq, a predicted model, not a curated record